UGCCACUACAACUAUCUAGAUUGCUCGUCAGAUAGCUAUUCUUCCAUCACUCUCUUUUGAUCGCGGCUGUGCACCGCAUAUACACACUAUCGCAGUCUCGGCCUUGCAUCUGGUCCACAGCUGCAGCUCCAAACCUCUGCCCACCCAGACGCCUUCGCCGCAAGACGCCAUCCACCCAACCGACCGAGCGUGAACCAGCGCGGAUCAUUCUUCGAUAUCGCUAGCCAAGGCUCUGGCCAACCUCUCCCUGUCAGGCGUUGCUCUCCUGCAGCGUUUCUGAUUCCGCCGCGUGGACGCGCCACACUCUCUCGCCCCCGGCAUGCUAGACACCGGCCAAACGUAUCACCAUGACAACGACAGUAGACAAACUAAGCCUAGAUGACUGGCUGGACGACCUCAGCGUUCGCUUUCUCGUCAAUCUAGCUCCAGAGGAAUUGGAGAAUGUCUCUCGCAUCUGCUUCCAAGUAGAGGAAGCUCAAUGGUUCUACGAGGACUUCAUCCGCCCGCUUGACCCCACGUUGCCGCCGCUCAAUUUGCGGAGUUUCACAAUGGCGCUAUUUCAACGCUGCCAUUUGUUUUCUCAUUAUCCUCCAGAGCUGCACUUGGCGGCGUACGAAGACUUCAUAAAAUAUAAGAAAAGGGUGCCCGUUCGGGGUGCUAUCUUGCUCAAUGAGGAAAUGACAGAGGCGGUUUUGGUCAAAGGCUGGAAGAAAGGCUCUAGAUGGAGCUUUCCAAGGGGGAAGAUUAAUAAAGAGGAGGGUGAUCUGGCUUGCGCGGUUCGCGAGGUGUAUGAGGAGACCGGAUAUGAUCUGAAUAGUGCGGGUCUGGUGCGUCCAGAGGAGGAAACGAAGAAGAUUCAGAUAUCUAUUAGGGAUCAGGAAAUCGCGCUCUUCGUUUUCCGUGGAGUUCCAAAGGACGCUCACUUUGAGGCGCGGACACGGAAGGAAAUCUCGGACAUCCGAUGGUGGAAGAUUUCCGACUUGCUGAAGAAUAAGGCAAACAAGCGGACUCAGCAAAUCAACGGGGAGGAUCUCAAUGGCAACAGUUGUUACAUGGUGGCGCCUUUCAUAGGUCCCCUCAAGAGCUGGAUCAGGGAGCAACGUAAGCUAGAUCAGACAAAGGGGAGAAACCGAGGAGCAGCACCAUUACCGGCAACGGAUACCGAAGACAUUGAUGCGGGCGACACAACGGCCGAUGAUGCCGCUCCUGCCGAACAGCAGGAGGAUGGCAACUUCGCCAAUCUGAUUGCCAACCUAGGCCGAACUCAUCAAACAAGCCAUCCGCUGCCCGAAGUCUCUAAUCAGCCUGCAUUGGAUCCAGCUGCGGAAUUGAAGAGGCUGCUCAGUGUCGGCGAUGACGAGCCAUCGCGCACCCCUACUGUUGAGGCCCCGUCGUCCGCGCCAGUAAAUGGACUCUCCGCAUUGCUGUAUCCUGGCAACCGUCCACCUCCUCCACUUCCCCGCACCCCGAAUGAUCAAUUAUUGACAAACGUAAUGCCGCCUCCAAGUCCGCACCACCACAUCCCUCAUCCGCCAGCGAACUUGUCCCACCUCCCCCCGCCGCCGUCUUUUAACUAUCCCCAGCAUCCACCGCCUUCCUACGGCCCUCAACCGCCGCAGCUACCUCCACAACACGCAACAGCGUUGCCUAUGGGGUCGUCACCGCAUGUCCUCCCACAUCCAUAUGGCCAGCAUGCUCCAACUUUGCCGACCACGCACGACACCCAGCCCCACGUACGGAAUGGCCAUGAUUACCAAGCCCUGCGAUCCUAUCAGCACGCUGGAGAUAUGAUGGGUCCGCGGCAGCCUUCAUUUUCGAACAUUCAUGGACCUGUCAUUCCAACUGGUCCAAAGUUGCCUCCCCCAAAGCUUACGUCUCAUACUGUUGGACUUUUGAAUACGUUCAAAGGGUCGGGUACUGCUGCACCCCCUACUCAACAGACGCAGAGUCCGGUCGCCCGGAGCUCUCAGACGACGCCUCGAACGCGCCAGCCGCCGGUGGCUCAGCAACGGCCUGUGGAGACGUUCCCAUCCCCACCAGUGCAAAGCGUAGGCCCUUAUGGUUCGAGUCCCGCACCAUUGCAUUCGCUAGUCACAAACAGACCUCCUCUGCAGCCAACGCCUAGGAGCGCACAUCACAACACUCUGCUAAGUCUGUUUCGAUCACCCACUAUGUCGGCGGCGACUCCGGAGCCUCCGUCGGAUGCUGCGCCUGUCGAGCUCUCCGCGCAUCCAGUCACCCCUGGUCAGACCACGUCACAGACAGUUGCUUCCCAACCUAGAGCACCCCCUCCUGAUAUGCAGGUUAACCCGGACUUACUUCAUGCUUUCGGCGUCCCCUCCCGGAAGGCAGAUUUGACGUCAGCUACUGUAACUGGGCCGGUGAAUGUUCCUGACUUCGAAACCGUACGGAAGAAUGCGCAUGUUAUGGACGGCCAUUCUCGGGGGCCAUCACCUGCUGAUGCAACCCCUGUGGGGCAAAAGCCAUUCGUACCGCAAAUGAUCCUUAAGAGGCCUAAUUCAGGCAAGACACAGAGCCCUGUUGAAGUCAGUAGCUCAAGUAAAGGUGCAAGCCACACAACACCGUUGGACCUUACUACUUUGCAACAAAAAGCGUUCAAGCCGCAGAUUCUGAAGCGCCCUCAGCCAGGUGCGGCUCCCUCACAUGCGCCCAACUCUGAAACCCCAUCCCAUCCCUCACGUUCUCCACCACCCGAUCUGCAUCAUCAAUCGCCUCCUCCGCUUGGCAACAACGCCGGGUCGUAUCCAGGCCCAUCGGAAUCUGUCUCGAAACUCUCUAUUCCCUCCGGCUUCGAUAGAAGGGAGUCGCAGUCGGCGGCGCAGAAGGAUGCACUGUUGUCCCUGUUCUCCAAGCCUCCCCAACCGACAGCCGUUCCAACGCGGAACGCAAAAUUGCCGGAUUUGCAGAAUGCGCCUUCUCAGCACUCGCAAAAUCUUCUGAGUCUAUUUGGAGCUUCGUCGCAGCCGAGAGGUCAGGUUCCGCCAAGUGAGGGUCCUCAGCCUCCUACGCCCAAGAGCAUUGUCUCUGGAGUCAUCAGCCCCGUUAGCCCUCUGCCAGAUAAGGGCAGUCAGGUGAACAGCCCGGCGCCACCGACCUCUCGAUCUAGGAUAUCAUCUAUUGGCGAUACGAUGCCUCCCAAUAUUGCCAUUCCCAAAGGCAUGCCGACGCCAUUGGAGCCGUUAACAGCGGGGCAGACAAAUGGAAGCGGACAUAUUGGUUUGGAGGUCGGGUUUUCAGCAAAUAACGGCUUGGUAGCUUCGGAUCACAAGAACGAGGGCAAGGGUACCACAAGCCCAGUCAAUUCUUCCUUCUUGAGAGGUUUCCUGGAGGAUGUGGCGAGGCGUGGUCGAUAACUGUGUCGUGACUGACACAAUUGUGUAGUGUAUUUUCUGGCCAUGGAAUUCAACAUAUAUGGAGUUACAUUUCGGUGUGCGUGAUCUUUUGAUAAGAUGCCUAUGCGAGUGAGCUCGCGUGAGUUUCAGUCUCGGAGUGUCCCAAAAGCAUGCCGAAGCAAGUGCGAGGAGCUGGAGUUCACCGUGUACGGAGUAUGCCCAGGUGUAAAGCAGCUCUCACAUGACACAUGCCUGACGUCCUGCUUCUCGAAGAGAAUCAGACAUCGUGCUGGCUUCAGCAAUUCCUUGCGGCGCAUUGCAAGCUU
Westerdykella ornata is the source of this 3679-nucleotide messenger RNA. RefSeq lists its product as uncharacterized. Gene Ontology annotation, cellular component: P-body; cytoplasm. Bases 348 to 3374 code for a protein of 1008 amino acids. Gene Ontology annotation, molecular function: 5'-(N(7)-methylguanosine 5'-triphospho)-[mRNA] hydrolase activity; manganese ion binding; RNA binding. The transcript has 2 exons. Gene Ontology annotation, biological process: nuclear-transcribed mRNA catabolic process, nonsense-mediated decay; deadenylation-dependent decapping of nuclear-transcribed mRNA. The record is from RefSeq and is a predicted model, not a curated record. Lineage: Eukaryota; Fungi; Ascomycota; Dothideomycetes; Pleosporales; Sporormiaceae.